CCGAGCAGUAACCCUGCGUGGCGGCGCAGCAGCGGCGCCCUAGCCUAUCCUAUCCAAACUCGGAUGAAGCUUGUUCUUGUAUGUUGUUGUUUAACACCGCUUGCAUAUUUUGAUUCUCGUCACCAUUGAUUCUCGUCAGGAUAAGACUUCUCGUAUGUGUCUUUUUGCGGUCAGGCUAGCUACAAAAAAUUAUCGAACAAGCUUAAAUUUUAUGAAGUCACUGCUGAAUUUCAAACCAAUCGUGCGAACCAAUAUCCGUAGACCUUUCUUCGC
Amoebophrya sp. A25 is the source of this 273-nucleotide messenger RNA. Lineage: Eukaryota; Dinophyceae; Syndiniales; Amoebophryaceae. The record is from the annotation of a GenBank genome assembly.